Acipenser ruthenus (sterlet) is the source of this 3201-nucleotide messenger RNA. RefSeq names its product mitogen-activated protein kinase 9-like. NCBI's taxonomy places the organism in Eukaryota, Metazoa, Chordata, Actinopteri, Acipenseriformes, Acipenseridae. Bases 351 to 1622 code for a protein of 423 amino acids. Gene Ontology annotation, molecular function: JUN kinase activity; ATP binding. Gene Ontology annotation, cellular component: cytoplasm; nucleus. Gene Ontology annotation, biological process: protein phosphorylation; JNK cascade. The record is from RefSeq and is a predicted model, not a curated record. The transcript is spliced from 12 exons.
AACAAGACCGGUGUGCGCUCGGCAAAGCGUGAUGACGCAAUGACGCUUCCUGCUCGCCCUCGAAUUGCUGAGUAUCCGGCGCCAAUCAUGCCAGUGAUAGGAGUUAACAACUCGUAAUCAAACUAAGCAACACAUAAACAAAAAAAAAACAAUCUUACGUGUUUAUUUUGUUGCUGGCAGGGAAGUCGAUGGUCUGUCAUUCUCCUGUCAUUGCAUAAAGAGCUUGUUUGCGAAUGUUGAAGCUGUGAGGCUCGCCGUGUAUAACUCGAGUGAGCAGGGGAGAAGUGCAGGCAGAAGAUCCAGAAGGUAACUUUUUUUAAACUGAGGUCUUCAGCUUCCAUCAAUACACCAUGAGUGACAGCGACAGCCAGUUUCACAGCGUGCAGGUGGGAGAUUCAACAUUCACGGUGCUGAAACGCUACCAGCAGUUGCGGGCAAUAGGGUCUGGAGCUCAGGGGAUCGUCUGUUCUGCACUUGAUACAGUACUUGGUUUACCUGUUGCUGUCAAAAAGUUGAGUCGUCCUUUUCAGAAUCAAACCCAUGCAAAGAGGGCUUAUAGAGAACUUGUUCUUCUAAAAUGUGUCAACCAUAAAAAUAUUAUUAGAUUGCUAAAUGUUUUCACACCACAGAAGUCGCUUGAAGAAUUCCAGGAUUUGUAUUUAGUUAUGGAACUGAUGGAUGCCAGCUUGUGUCAGGUUAUCCAUAUGGAUUUAGAUCAUGAGAGAAUGUCCUAUCUUCUUUAUCAGAUCUUGUGUGGUAUCAGACACCUCCAUUCAGCUGGCAUCAUACACAGAGAUUUGAAGCCGAGUAACAUUGUAGUAAAAUCAGAUUGCACUUUGAAAAUCCUCGAUUUUGGCCUUGCAAGAACAGCAUGCACAAAUUUUAUGAUGACCCCCUAUGUAGUAACAAGAUAUUACAGAGCGCCAGAAGUCAUCCUUGGUAUGAAGUACAAGGAAAACGUGGAUUUAUGGUCUGUUGGGUGCAUAAUGGCAGAAAUGAUUCUCCACAAAAUCAUCUUUCCAGGAAGGGAUUAUAUUGAUCAGUGGAAUAAAGUAAUCGAGGUGCUAGGCACGCCUUCGUUAGAGUUCAUGAACAGACUGAUGGAAACGGUCCGGAAUUACGUGAUGAACAAACCGCAGUAUCCAGGAGUUCACUUUGAAGAACUCUUCCCUGACUGGGCCUUCCCAUCCGAUUCAGAGCAUGAUAAAUUGAAAACAAGCCAAGCAAGAGAUCUAUUAUCCAAAAUGCUAGUAAUAGACCCGGAAAAGAGAGUUUCUGUGCAAGAAGCAUUAAGCCAUCCGUACAUACACGUCUGGUAUGAUCCUGCAGAAGCUGAUGCUCCUCCUCCACAGAUUUCUGAUAAGCAGUUGGAAGAGAGAGAACACAGCAUAGAGCAAUGGAAAGAACUUAUCUACAAAGAAGUUAUGGACUGGGAGGAAAGAAACAAGAACGGGAUUGCAAAGGAAGAGACAUCCGAUGCAGCAGUGAACAGCAGUGCCACCGCUUCCCAGUCCUCUUCCAUCAAUGACAUCUCGUCCAUGUCGACAGAGCAGACACUGGCCUCAGACACCGACAGCAGCAGCAUCGACGCCCUGACUGGGAACCUGGAGGAAUGCCAGUGACCCCCCACCCCCAAAGAGACACUGCUUGACACAGGGGUACAAAACAAAACUAAAGCUCUUGCUUCAGUGUUGGACCUAAAUGUUCACUUGUGGAAACUAAGCUGAACCAUAUUGUGUAUGUACUAUGUUUGCUGUGUAUGAAAAUGUAGUAGAACAGUUAUGCUUGUCAGUUUGGGGCUUGGCAAAAUUGGCAAACUGCUUUUGCAGUUAAAGCUUUUUUUUAUUUACUUCAUUUAUAGAUAUGAAAUGUGCUACCAAGCCGUCAAUUGAGAAGUAUAUGUUCUAUUUUAAGUGAGAUAUGUCUCUGUGCAUGUUGUACAAAAGAGAUGCCUAUGCUUUACUUAAUUACAUUAAAAUUGCCUUCAGUUUCAUUUAGAUUGUAACAAUAGUACAUUACACACUCAGCACUUCACUUCAUGUUAAAACUGUGGGGGGGGUUAUCUUUUACUGUUUCGGGCUGUAUUCUUUGUGACGUUUGUAUGUGUUAAAUACACACAUAUACAAAUAUAGACAUGACAUUUACAAAUCAAAUUUAUUUUAAAAACAUUUUUUUUUAAAUGGAAUAUUGCAGGGUUUUGAUUAUCACAAGUAAGUUGUCAAUCAUGCAAGUAAACACAUUUUUUGUUUUUUUGUUGCUGUAGAUGGAUAGCAUCUUUGUAUAAUACACGUGUUUCUUUAAAUCAUUCCACGAGGAAAUGAAUGGGGGGGUGUACAUUUUACAUACAUCGGAAUGUAUUAAAUUGUGCCGGAGGUGUGCACUUUACAGUUUUAAAAAGUAAAACUAUAUUGUUGUAUAAAUGCAUGUUUUUAAACAAAUAACUGGGCUUCAAAGACAGAACACACAUAUUUUACUUUUGAACUGAUCUGGGAAUCGAGAUUCAAGUUGUAUUCAGACUACAAGCAAUCUCAGAAUAGAGAUUCAAGCUGUGUUCAGACUAGAAACAAUGUCAGAGCAGUCCCCCAGACAACUUCUACGAGACCGGUCUCAGAUCCGUUCUGUGCACACACACUUUAUUUAAUCAAUCUGAGGGGGCUGUUUCUUGUCAGAAUCAUCUGAAAUGAGACACUGCAUUAUGGUGACAUUUUUUAGAUGUUGGUAGAUCUUCCCCAGGUAAAAAAUAUUCUGAAUUCUCGAAUCGUGAAAAAACAAGCGCGCAUGGUAUACAAAUCCAAAGAUAUCUUUGAACAGUACCAGGAGGGAACUUCAGUAAAGUUAACACGCACAUGCAUUGUGAUCAUGCAAAAUGUGUACUUAGCUAUUUAAAGAGGCAUUUCUUCUCUAAGAGAGAGGAGGAAAGAUGAGAAACAAUUGGACUUAUUUCAUGAUCUAAAGAGCAUAUCUUGUUUAGAUUUAAAUAAUUAAAGAAGAAUGCAGUAAGAAUGCAAAAGCAGCUUUCCUAUUUUCUGCUGGAUGUGAGUGCAGCUGUGCUGGACAGACACUUACUGAGGAUAUGCAGACCUUUGGACCUGUCUGCUACUGUGCCAAACCUUGACAUUUCACAUACUCCAAAUAACCCUUCUCUUACCACCACGUUUCUGUAACUCUGUUGAAGAUCUGUCAUUAAAAUAUUGAAUAUUU